CCAAAAACCCACAUUCUUCUUCUAUUUUUUUAUCAGACCAACCACCCGGCCAAUCCUCCCUCCUUCCAGACACAUUAUAAAUUAAACGUAAAUAUCAAAAAAUAAAAGGAAAGGGGAAAAAAUGCGAUUUUGUGGGAUGCGGGUAGCCCAAAACCCGAAUCUCUCAAUUCUUAACCAGGAAACGGCCACGGUGCGGAAACCAGUAUACAAGUACAAGUUGCGUGAAGUGGAAAAUAACGUGAGAUGUGCUUCGAGUAGUUCCACAGGAGCAGGAGGGUCGUCAGGGUGUAAAUUAAAAGUAAAAGUGGGAAAGAGAUGGAAGGAAUAUGCUGGGUUGGGGAACUGGGAAGGCCUCCUUGAUCCCCUCGACGAUAAUCUUCGCAACGAGAUUCUUCGGUACGGCCAGUUUGUGGACGCCGCUUACAAGUCCUUCGACUUCGAUCCUUCCUCACCCUCCUACGCCACCUGCCUCCACCCCAAGGCCUCCUUGUUGGACAGCUCCGGCCUUCCCUCCACUGGCUAUCGUGUCUCCAAGCACUUGAGAGCAACCUCCGGAAUUCGCCUCCCCCGCUGGCUCCACAACGCUCCCUCCAUCUCCGCCAACUCCAGCUGGAUUGGCUACGUCGCUGUCUCCCAGGACAAGCAUGAAAUCUCUCGCCUAGGCCGUCGCGAUGUGGUCAUUGCUUUCAGAGGCACCGCCACGUGCUUGGAGUGGUUGGAGAAUUUGAGAGCCACUCUUACCACGCUUCCUGGCGACUCCCCUGGGGUGAUGGUGGAAAGUGGUUUCCUGAGUCUGUACACCUCAGGGACGGAGUCGUGCCCGAGCUUGAGGGAGAUGGUGCGGGAGGAAAUAGGAAGGCUCCUGCAAUCCUAUGGGGAUGAGCCAUUGAGCCUGACGAUCACGGGGCACAGUCUGGGGGCGGCAUUGGCGACGCUUGCGGCAUACGACAUAAAAGAGUACUUCAAAAGAAGUGCGCCGGUGGUGACAGUGAUGUCGUUCGGUGGGCCACGGGUGGGUAACAGGAAAUUCAGGCAGCGGCUGGAGAAGCAAGGGACAAAGGUGCUGCGAAUUGUUAACUCGGAGGAUGUGAUCACGAAACUUCCUGGUUUCGUGGUGGAGGAAGGUGGCGGUGUGAGGUGGAUUCAGAAGUGUGUAGAGGAGACCCAGUGGGCGUACUCAGAGGUGGGACGAGAGCUGCGACUCAGCAGUAGAGACUCGCCCCACCUCAACCGCAUAAACGUCGCCACGUGUCACCACCUCAACACAUACCUCCACUUAGUUGACGGAUUUGUUAGCUCUACCUGUCCUUUCAGAGCAACUGCUCGCAGAAUCCUACCAUAAAACACAUGAGAUUCCUCACUAAACUCAACUAACUCAUAUUAA
This is a messenger RNA of Benincasa hispida (wax gourd), 1384 nucleotides long. RefSeq names its product alpha/beta-Hydrolases superfamily protein (gene DAD1). NCBI's taxonomy places the organism in Eukaryota, Viridiplantae, Streptophyta, Magnoliopsida, Cucurbitales, Cucurbitaceae. The record is from RefSeq and is a predicted model, not a curated record. Gene Ontology annotation, molecular function: glycerophospholipase activity. Gene Ontology annotation, biological process: lipid metabolic process.